GAAAGCUAAUACUAGCUUCGUCGUUCAUACCGAAAAACCAAAAAAACAGCCUCGUUAAGAACUUUCUUUUUGGUUUAGCAAUUUCAUCGUCCUCAAAGUUGACUGAGUACGACAAUGGCAACAACCACCACUGUUCCAGGUCGUUACACCCCAAUCCAACCAUCAACCUUCCCACCACCACCGUUCUCCUCCGCCACCGACUUCUCCUCCCAAAUCCACCACUCAAUCUCCUCCACCCUCCGCCCCUGGUCCCAACUCUUCUCCCUCUCCUCCCUCAGCCUCCCUCUGUCCUUCUCCGAAGCCUCCUUCCGCAUCCGAACCAACCUCUUCCACUUCCGCCUCAACUACACCAUCAUCUCUCUCAUCAUCCUCCUCAUCACCCUCAUCUACCACCCCAUCUCCAUCAUCGUCUUCCUCUUCACUAUCGCCGCCUGGUUCUACCUCUACAUCUUCCGCCACGACACCUUGGUACUCUUCAAUCGCACCAUCGACGAUCGACUUGUGCUGAUUCUGCUCAGUCUGGCCACUCUUGUUGCCCUAAUUUUUACUAACGUCUGGCUCAACGUCCUCGUUUCGAUGCUGAUUUCGACCGCGGUGGUUUGCUUACAUGCUGCGAUUAGGUUUCCCGACGAUGUUGAUGAUCAGGAAUCUCCGUACGGGCCGUUGCUUUCGGUGGUGGAUAGUCCCAGAGGGUAUUAUAGCCAGGUUUGAAUUCAAUUUCGGAUUUGGGGGUUCACUGUGUCUGGAAUUGGAAAAUAAUGAUUUGGAUUUGUAUGUUGUUGUAGAGUUGGGUAAUUGUUGGAUUGAUGUAGUUUUUGAUUAUAUACAGAUUCAGCGUUGAUAAAUCUCCCAUCUUUUUUACUGCAAUUGUUUAGUUCUAGCUCGGUUUAAUAACAAUCAGUUGAUUUGUUUUAGUUGAUGUUUCA
Messenger RNA from Camellia sinensis, 926 nucleotides. RefSeq names its product PRA1 family protein D. NCBI's taxonomy places the organism in Eukaryota, Viridiplantae, Streptophyta, Magnoliopsida, Ericales, Theaceae. Gene Ontology annotation, cellular component: endoplasmic reticulum; Golgi apparatus. The record is from RefSeq and is a predicted model, not a curated record. Gene Ontology annotation, biological process: vesicle-mediated transport.